AUGACCACGGGCCCUGCCCACUGGGAGCUCCUGCAGCGGUCACGUGCUGUUGACAACCAGCUGUAUGUGAGCGCGGUGUCGCCCGCGCGGGAUGAGGACGCGUCGUACGUCGCCUGGGGCCACAGCUCCGUCGUCUCACCCUGGGGCGAUGUUGUUGCGACAACGGAUGAGAAACCAGACAUCAUCUACGCGGACAUUGAUGUGUCCAAGGUGGAUGAAGUUCGGCAGUCAAUUCCCAUCCGCACGCAGCAGCGGCCAGACAUCUACGAACUGGUGGCAAAGCAGGCGCAGUGA
Molecule: messenger RNA, 294 nt
Organism: Salpingoeca rosetta
Lineage: Eukaryota; Choanoflagellata; Craspedida; Salpingoecidae
Exons: 5
Coding region: 1-294 (97 amino acids)
Biological process (GO): oxaloacetate metabolic process; L-glutamine metabolic process
Cellular component (GO): mitochondrion
Molecular function (GO): omega-amidase activity
Source: RefSeq, a predicted model, not a curated record